AUGCCAAUAAAUCUUCUCAAAAUGCCGGAUGUAGUUGGCGUCGGGGUUGUGACUGAAUUGGAUUACCAGGGAAUAUUCCUACUUAGUGUAUGCUCCCGUCGCAGCAAUUGCUUAGUGAAAAAAGCAAGGAUCACAGUUCCAAAGUUAAAAUUUUGUUUUGAAAAAUGUGAUGCGUAUGAUUCAUUUGUGAUUGGAGUUAAGAUUGAUAUGAUGAAAUGGUAUUAUAUAACAUCAGUAAAACAUGUUCCCAAAUUGGACUUGGAAGGAGUUGCAAAUGCAAAUACUGUACUUGAUAACGAAGCAAGUUCAAAUAUCGAGUUCGGUUUCCAAACAAAUGAAAGGUUUCGGUACCGAAUAGAACGAGACAGCGAACCAAUGGAAGUUCAGAAAGAGUAUCAAGAUUACAUCAAUUCAAUAUUCCACUACUCCGGUAAUUACGAAUUGUGCCUAUCGAUGGAAUGUGAAGGACCACUGCCAAACAUUACAAAUGUGAAAGAAAUAGAGAUAGUGCACGAAACAGUAGAUAAUCAAUUUUUAACAAAUGCUUUGACGAAAUAUCCCGAUACUGAAUCCCUAUAUGUCGGAUCGAGAAUUGUUGGAGAACUCCCAGAAGAUUCUCCAUUGUUGCAAGUUCAAAAUAUUUAUGCAUGUCGAUGUGGACCAGAUUACUUUCAAGUAAAUCUUAUUCAAAACUUCGUUGGACGAAACUUGUAUUUGGAGUCGGUUACCGUAACUGAACAAGAUCUCAUUCAGUUUAUUCAAAAAUGGAUUUCAAACGAAGCUUAUCACAAUUUGGAGGCUUUAGUAAUUUUUGUAGAUAACCCAUCUUCAAUAAAUGCCGAUGUGAUACGUCAGGCAAUAGAAUUUGAAGAAUACGAUAGGAAUGAGCCAGAAAAGCGGCCAGAGUAUUUCUUGUUUGAUGCACCGUUCAUUAAUCGCGGUGAAGUGGAGCAUUAUUCUCUCAGGGACAAGGAUUAUGUCGAAAUAAACCGAACUACAGACGGGAAAAGAGCGUUCCUCUGUUGCGAUCCUGGCCAUUUGGAAUUCUUUGUUCCCAAAAUCUAA
Caenorhabditis briggsae is the source of this 1065-nucleotide messenger RNA. The transcript is spliced from 3 exons. The coding region runs from base 1 to 1065 and encodes 354 amino acids. The record is from RefSeq and is a predicted model, not a curated record. NCBI's taxonomy places the organism in Eukaryota, Metazoa, Nematoda, Chromadorea, Rhabditida, Rhabditidae. Gene Ontology annotation, biological process: embryo development.